Messenger RNA from Mesocricetus auratus (golden hamster), 2888 nucleotides. Its product is annotated as protein PPP4R3C-like. The transcript has a single exon. The record is from RefSeq and is a predicted model, not a curated record. Gene Ontology annotation, biological process: DNA damage response; protein dephosphorylation. NCBI's taxonomy places the organism in Eukaryota, Metazoa, Chordata, Mammalia, Rodentia, Cricetidae. Gene Ontology annotation, cellular component: nucleoplasm; protein phosphatase 4 complex. Bases 1 to 2376 code for a protein of 791 amino acids. Gene Ontology annotation, molecular function: protein phosphatase activator activity.
AUGAUGUGGCCCAGCGAGGCAAGGUCGCCAAUCGACCCACAUGACAGAUUUCACCGUGUAAAAGUCUAUCUCCUGAAGGAAGAUGAGCGAUGGGACCAUCUAGGAACUGGACAAAUAUCAACUAAAUACAUUGGACGACUGCAGGGCGUUUGCCUGCUUGUUCACUCAAAAUCAAAUGGCUCACUGAUAAUGGAGUGCAAAAUACAUCCUGAUGUGCCAUAUAGAAAACUAAAAAGGCAUUUAAUUACAUGGAUUGGACCUAAUAACCGUACAGUGGCAAUAUGUUUCCGAGAAUCAGAUAGUUGUCAAAGCAUCUGGGAAGACAUUUGUGAAGUUCAAGGUAAAGAUCCCAGUGCACAAAUCACACAAGAAAUUACGGAUGAUUUACAUGUUUUACAAGAACUGCCUCAGAUCCAGAAUCUGCGUGAGAAGCAAACCUGUGAAAACAGCACACUUGUACAGAUUGCACAAUUAUUUAAUUUUGUUGAGGAAUCGCCAAACUACAAGGAAAGACUAGCUAUUCUUCUGAAAAAUGAAGAUUACAUUAAAAAAUUGCUACAGGUCUUCCACAUUUGUGAAGAUCAACAGAACAUGGAAGGUUUACAUAUCCUAUAUUUCAUUAUUAGAGGAAUAUUGUUUCUCAACAAUAUGCAUUUGUAUGAGGUCAUGUUUGCCGAUGAAUGUAUCAUGGAUGUCUUGGGCUGCCUUGAGUAUGACCCUGUUUUGGAUCAGCCAUAUCGGCACCGGGAAUUCUUAACUGAAAAUGCAAAAUUGAAGGAAGUUAGGCCAAUAACAUGCUCCAAACUCAGGCAAACAAUAGAUCAGACCUACAGAAUUCAAUAUAUUCAUGACUUCCUAUUUCCUACACCGUCCAAGUUUCAGGAGCAUCAUCUUUCUGAUCUUACUACUUUUAUUUUUUACAACAAAGUUGAAAUAGUUACCAUGCUUCAGGAAGAUAAAAUCUUUAUGUUUGAAGUGUUUGCUCAGUUAAAAGAUAAUACUCUAGGUCAUGAAAGACGGCGUGAGUUGCUACUUUUUUUCAAGGAAUUCUGUGAAUUUGCUAACAUAUUAAAUUCUCUAAAGAAAAACAUAUUGAAAAGAGCGAUAAAGCUUGGACUCAUGAAGGCGCUGAAACUUUCAGUACAAACGCAAGACUACCAAACAAAAGAAGCUGCUAUAGACAUAUUUACUCAUGUAGUAGAAUAUAAUCCACAGAUCAUCCGAGCUUACACAAUAGAAGAAGCACGGACCAGCAAAAAUGAUGAUGAUCUUAUCAUGAAUAUAAUGAUCAAGCAAAUCAUCUGCGAUCCAGAUCCUGAAUCUUCAUACGUUUUAAGUUUGACAGCAGUUCUUCGUACACUUCUUGAUCCUGGAAGCAUGCGCACAACAGUGGAUGGAUCUGAAAAAAGCAAAUUCAUAAAUUUCUUCUGUAUGCAUUGCCUGGAUAUCUUGGCAUCACCAAUUUUAUCCAUCACAGGAAGGAAUAGUGAUGAUAACAGGGCAAGCAUCUCUCCUGAUAAUUAUCAAAAUGCACAAUUGCUUGGAGUUGUUUUAGAAUUACUCAGCUAUUGUGUAAAACACCACACAACAUACAUUAGAAAUUAUAUUGUGGGUAACAACUUGCUCAGCAGAGUCCUGGUGCUAAUGAGUUCAAAGCACAAGUUUCUGGUUUUGUGUGCUAUCAGGUUUAUGAGACAUAUGAUUGCACUUAAUGAUGAAGUUUAUAAUCUUUACAUAAUACAGCAAAAUCUUUUUGAACCUGUUAUAAAAGCUUUUUUACGUAAUGGGACACAAAGCAACAUGUUAAACUCAGCUAUUAUGGAGCUGUUUGAAUUUAUAAGAGAAGAAAACAUCAUGUCUCUUACUGCAAAUAUUGCAGAAAAAAUUUUUGUGGCUUCUGAAUCAGUUGGGUAUGUCCAGGCAUUUAAUGAUUUGAAAGUUUAUUUUGAAGAAAGGAAGGAAACCGAAAGACAAAUGAGAAAGAAUUUACAUAAUAUAAUAUACCAGAAAAUAUCUAGCAGACAUAUGAAUGCAAUGGAGGUAAAAGACGAGGAAGAAAUGUGUCCCGGAGAAAGAACUGAUGCUAUUCUCCCAAUUGCAAGUGAUUUUGCAAAAAACUAUGACAUGUUUAUUAGAAUUAAAGAUACACGUGAAAAUGAAGUAGAACAGUCAGAAAGAAAAACAUCUGAAGCCUUUGACUGUUCUUCAUCUCCUUCUGAUGCUUCUGCUAAUAGGGAGAAUGAGCCACACUACAGUAGCCUGGUUCCUUCAGUGGACUACCCAGAUGAUGAUGAUGAUGAGAACGACCAUGAAGACCAUCAUGACAUUGAUGAAGAGAAAGAACCUCCUCACAAAAGAUCUAAACUUGAUUCAUAAAAUCAGAUGAGGCCCUCGGUUUUUGAUUAAAAUACAAUUCUAAAAUAUCACAAACUGAAAUACCUAAUUAAAAUAUCUUUCACUUAUGGACUUUUAAUUAUAGUAAUAUAAGUAGCAGAUAUAAUGAAUAAAAGGCCUCACAUUUCUAUGAAGACUAUCCUCCAUAAUAUAGAUGCAUAGCAUAAAAAUAACAACCCCUAAGUGAUAAAUUCUCAUCAAGAACAUCUUAUUUUGGAAGCAUGGUUUGGGAGGUGGAAGCAGUCUGAUAAAAUAAUACAAUUCUCAUUCUGGCCUUUAUAUUACAGCCAACUAUGAAAGUUUUAUUGCAAAUCCUACUUUCACAAAAGGGUUAACAAUGGCAUUCUUUUCAUAAAUUGAAGUUUUUGUAUGUGUAGAAGAAAAAGUCAAUAUUACAGUAAAAAUAAAAUGAAACAUUUCAACUUUUUGUUAAGACUUAGCAAAAACAGCAUUAUUAAUAACAGGAGGGAAGCAAAAUUCAGUACAAUUAAAUG